AUGACGGACCUCGAGCAGGGCUAUGUCCAUGCAAAACUCGAUAUCAAGACGGAGAUCGUCGAGAUUCCGGAUGCCGUCAAGUCUACCUCCUCCUUUCAGAGAUGGACCCUAAGGCUCUGUCGACUGGCAGGGGUAGAGACUCAAGGUAUACAAAGAGUCGCAAUUGAUUCGCGUCAACCUGCUGGUCCAGAUGAUUACACGCGAAUCUUCCUGCUCUGGCUGAACUCGUCCCUCACGGCCAACAACAUCAUCGUGGGCCUGUAUGGGCCUUCAUACUACGGCCUAGACCUAGGCACUGCAUCCGUCUGUGGUGUCUUUGGGAGUAUACUGGGAAGUAUCGCGGUGGCCUACAUGAGUACGUGGGGACCACGCAGCGGCCAUCGCACAUUGGUGGUAACGCGAUACUUUCUCGGUUACUACCCAAGCAAGAUUUGCUGCUUUCUCAACAUUCUGACGAUGUUGGGCUACGGCAUGGUCAAUUGCAUUUUGGGUGGCCAGAUCAUCUUCACUAUUUCCAAUGGCCGGACGCCCGUCACCGUCGGCAUUGUCGUCGUCGCCGUCCUGACCUGGUGCAUCGCUACCUUCGGCAUGAACCUUUUCCAUCUCUGGUCCCGUUACGCCUGGGUCCUCUCGCUCUCCGUGCUCUGCAUCAUGAUCGGCUGUGCAGGCCCAGCAUUCGAUUCCACGCAUCGUCUCUCCCCCGACCUCCCCCAGGACACAUCCGCGCACCGCCUCUCCUUCUUCUCCCUCUGCUUCGCCUCCGCCAUCACCUGGACCCCCUCGAGCGCAGACUACUUCGUCUACUUCCCCGCCAGCACCCGACCCCUCCGCAUGUUCCUCUCCGCCGCAGCAGGAAUGGGCCUCGCCAUGAUCCUCACCACCAUCCUGGGCAUCGGCUUAGCCACAGCCCUCUACUCCAAUCCCGCCUGGAUGGCCGUCUUCGCCGAUUCCCCCGGUGGCCUCCUCGCGCUCUCCUUCUCGGGCCUUUGCGGCUUCGGCAGCCUCUGCGCCGCCAUCCUCGUCCUCACCGCCGUCUCGAACAAUAUUCCCGCCACGUACUCGGCCGGCCUGAACCUCCAAAUGCUGGGCAAGUGGGGCCCACGCAUUCCCCAGCCCCUCCUGACAACAUUCGAGGUGGUCGCGUAUACCGUCUGUGCCGUCGUGGCGCGCGCCUACCUGCGCGACAUCAUGGAGGAUUUCCUCCCGCUCAUGAGCUACUGGAUCGUCGCGUGGUUCGGGGUCGUCCUGGAGGAGAUUGUUCUGCGAGCGUACCGCGAUAAGGGGGCAUACGACUGGGAGGCGUGGGAUGAUGCGACCAGGUUACCCAGUGGCUGGGCAGCGGGUGGAAGCUUGGUGGCGGGUUGUCUUGGGGCCUUUCUAGGGAUGGAUCAAUCGUUCUUCAGGGGCCCUAUUGCUCAGACUCUUCCCGACGGCUGCGAUCUGGGGAUGUGGCUAGCGUUCAUAUUCGCUGUUAGCGUGUACCCUCUUCUUCGGAUGAUUGAGCUACGAUUCCUGGGACGGUGA
This is a messenger RNA of Aspergillus lentulus, 1524 nucleotides long. RefSeq names its product purine-cytosine permease family protein. Gene Ontology annotation, cellular component: plasma membrane; fungal-type vacuole membrane. The record is from RefSeq and is a predicted model, not a curated record. NCBI's taxonomy places the organism in Eukaryota, Fungi, Ascomycota, Eurotiomycetes, Eurotiales, Aspergillaceae. Gene Ontology annotation, molecular function: transmembrane transporter activity. Gene Ontology annotation, biological process: transmembrane transport.